This is a messenger RNA of Carassius carassius (crucian carp), 1978 nucleotides long. Its product is annotated as heparan-sulfate 6-O-sulfotransferase 1-A-like. Lineage: Eukaryota; Metazoa; Chordata; Actinopteri; Cypriniformes; Cyprinidae. Gene Ontology annotation, cellular component: membrane. Gene Ontology annotation, molecular function: heparan sulfate 6-sulfotransferase activity. The record is from RefSeq and is a predicted model, not a curated record. The transcript is spliced from 2 exons. Bases 275 to 1519 code for a protein of 414 amino acids.
GCGUGUUGGGAAAGUGGGUGUCGCUGUGCACGCUGCUGGAGGAGCUUCAGAGCGAUGUGUCGAGGACUUUAAACACACUGUGUCAUACAGUGGUGAACGGAGGGAGAUCGCGGAGUACUGGAUCGUGUACUGCAACACUUCUGAUGCAAUGAGUCCGACCGUUCCCAUCCUGAUCCAAAGUGUCUGACGAUUCACUUUCCGCGCGCGAUGCACUGAUUGCCGUGUGUUUAUGGAGACACCCUAAAAAAAGCAGUCAACCGGGAAAUGGUAACACAUGAACCUCCUCACUGGAAGGAACAUGGUUGAGAGGAGCAGUAAAUUUCUGUUCAUCGUUGUCGGCUCGGUUCUGUUCAUGCUGAUUUUGUAUCAGUACGUGGCUCCGGGGAUGAUGAACUUCGGCUCUCCGCACGGGUACAUGCUGGAAGACGAUGCGGAUCUCUUCCCGACUCCUGAUCCACAUUACGUGAAGAAAUACUAUUUCCCCAUCAGGGAUCUGGAGCGGACUGUGGAUUUUGAAAUCAAAGGGGAAGAUGUGAUCGUGUUCCUCCACAUCCAGAAGACCGGCGGCACCACUUUCGGGAGGCACCUGGUCCAGAAUGUCAGGUUGGAGGUUCCGUGCGACUGUAGACCGGGACAGAAAAAGUGUACCUGUUACCGACCCAAUAGGAAAGAGACCUGGCUCUUCUCUCGGUUCUCCACCGGAUGGAGUUGUGGCUUACACGCGGACUGGACCGAACUAACCAACUGCGUACCCGGGGUUUUGAACAAAAAGGAGAACAGGAUGAAAAACCAAAGGAAGUUCUACUACAUUACCCUGUUACGGGACCCCGUGUCUCGGUACCUAAGCGAGUGGAGACACGUCCAGCGCGGGGCCACGUGGAAAACCUCCCUGCACAUGUGCGACGGGCGAACGCCAACACCAGAGGAGCUGCCCCCCUGCUACGAGGGCACCGAUUGGUCGGGCUGCACAUUACAACAGUUCAUGGACUGUCCGUACAACCUGGCGAAUAACCGACAGGUGCGCAUGCUGGCCGACCUCAGCCUGGUGGGCUGCUACAACAUGUCAUUUAUCCCGGAGAAGAAGCGCGCGCAGGUGCUACUCGAGUCGGCCAAGAAGAACCUACGAGACAUGGCCUUCUUCGGCUUGACCGAAUUCCAGCGCAAAACGCAGUACUUGUUCGAACGGACCUUCCGCCUCAAGUUCAUCCGGCCCUUCAUGCAGUAUAACAGCACGCGGGCCGCCGGUGUGGACCUGGACAACGACACGGUGCAGCGGAUCGAGGAGCUCAACGACCUGGACAUGCAGUUGUACGACUACGCCAGGGAUCUUUUUCAGCAGCGCUACAUGUACAAGCGACAACUCGAGCGAAGAGAGCAGCGCCUAAAGAACCACCCCUCCCUCUUCCCCUUUCGUCGCGGGUCCAGCUCCGAUCCUGCUUUCAGGGAUGACGUGCCGGAGGCCGAGGCAUCCCGAUUACCCACGGAGGACUACAUGAAUCACAUCAUCAACCGCUGGUAGCAGUGCUGGGGGGAGGGGGACGGAAAAUACAGGUUGACGAGGAGGAAAAGGCUGCGAUCCCCAGGUCAAAUCAAGCGGGAGAGGAGCACGGCAAACGAGAAAGAGACAGAACUUUAGCACCACCAUCAAAUACGGCCCUCCCCCCUUCUGUUGUGCUCCAGGAUAUCCUGCGGACGUCUCUGAGAAGAAGGACUAAAAAUGCGGGAUUCUCUUCAUCGCUACUGCGAAGACUUUGCGUGUCAGGUCAGAAAUGACUGACUAACUUAAAGCACUGAGCCUGAACUUAAAACUAAGAGGUGAAGACUUCUACAGGCACAUUCACCCAUAAAAGGGAGAAGAAAACAUACAUAAAAAUUAUCGGAAUUAUAUUCACUGCAGAUUUUAAAAGAAUGAAUCGAAUGAAAUUGUAUAGAGGUAUUUGCUUAAAUGUCUGCCACCAUUUCAGCCAUGAAUUUGUGA